Loxodonta africana (African savanna elephant) is the source of this 4380-nucleotide messenger RNA. RefSeq names its product acid phosphatase 6, lysophosphatidic (gene ACP6). The record is from RefSeq and is a predicted model, not a curated record. The transcript has 10 exons. Lineage: Eukaryota; Metazoa; Chordata; Mammalia; Proboscidea; Elephantidae. The coding region runs from base 541 to 1833 and encodes 430 amino acids. Gene Ontology annotation, molecular function: lysophosphatidic acid phosphatase activity. Gene Ontology annotation, biological process: dephosphorylation; lysobisphosphatidic acid metabolic process. Gene Ontology annotation, cellular component: mitochondrion.
AACUCGGAGCGCCGUACGAGGCGCCACAGCGGGACUCGUUUUCCCGCACUCCUCUGCGCGGGCCCUCUUGGGACAGGUCACUGAGUGGCUGAGUAAGUGGGAGGGAACUUGGAUAUAGAAGAGUGGAGUCCAAGUCGUCUGUGAUAGUGGAGUAUCGGCGCUACCGAGGAGCUAAGGGCUGGACACCCAUCCUUCAAGAGCUGGAGGCCAAACUUGGAAUUCAAGUUGAAGGUUCCCUGGAGGAGCUGACUUCCCCCGGGCCCAGUCUGCAGCAGAAGCGACCGAUCCCGACCCCCGUUAAACCCCCCAGGGUUCCUGCCCAAAGAUCUUCGCUGCUCCCACCUCUUCGUUUCUCACGCUCCCGCUCAGGGGUCCCCCUCAGGGCCAAGAGUCGCAGCGAUCCCCGCUUGUUGGGGGGCUGGAUGUGCGCUCCCGCCUGUCUCUGCGAACUUGAGGGAGGCAGCUGAGCCCCGACACCCGCGGAGGGCUUGUGGUCACCCCUGGAGGCUCGCAGCGGAGCGCAGCCCCGGGGUUACCGCUAUGAUCCGCGGUGUCUUCCGCAUGCGGGUGUGGGCCCCGGUGGGCGUCCUGACCUCGCUGACAUACUGCCUUCACCAGCGGAGGGUGGCCCUGGCGGAGCCACAGGAGGCCCACAGCCGGCAUCCCGUCGACCGCAACCUGCUAGAGCUGAAAAUGGUGCAGGUCGUGUUUCGGCACGGGGCUCGGAGCCCUCUCCAGCCGCUCCCGCAGGAGCAGUCACAACAGGUAGAGUGGAACCCCCAGCUAUUAGAGGUCCCUCCCCAAACCCAGUUUGAUUACACAGUCACCAAUCUGGCUGGAGGCCCGAAACCGUGUUCUCCUUUCGACUCUCGAUACCAUGAGACCCCACUGAAGGGGGGCGUGUUUGCUGGGCAGCUGACCAAGGUGGGCAUGCAGCAGAUGUUUGCCCUGGGAGAGAGGCUGAGGAAGAACUAUGUGGAGGACAUCCCCUUUCUUUCACCAACCUUCAACCCACUGGAGGUCUUUGUCCGAUCCACUAACAUAUAUCGGAAUCUGGAGUCUACCCGGUGUUUGCUGGCUGGGCUUUUCCAACGUCAGAAAGAAGGCCCCAUCAUCAUCCAUACUGAUGAAGCAAGCUCUGAAGUCUUAUACCCCAACUACCAAAACUGCUGGAGCCUGAGGCAAAGAACCAGAAGCCGGAGGCAGGCUGCCUCUUUGCAGCCAGGAAUCUCAGAGGAUCUGAAAAAGGUGAAGGAAAGGAUGGGCAUUGGCAGUAGUGAUGAGGUGGACUUCCUCAUGCUCCUGGACAAUGUGGCUGCUGAGCAGGUGCACAGCCUCCCAAGCUGCCCGGCACUGAAGAGAUAUGCCCAGAUGAUUGAGCAGAGAGCUGUGGACACAGCCUUGUACAUGCUACAAAGAGAAGACAGGGAAAGUAUUCAGUUGGCGGUAGGCCCUUUCCUCCACGUCCUGGAGAACAACCUGCUGAGAGCCGUGGACCCUGCCACUCCACCCAGCAAGAUCAGAAAGCUGUACCUCUAUGCAGCUCAUGAUGUGACCCUCAUGCCUCUCUUAAUGGCCCUGGGGAUCUUUGACCACAAAUGGCCCCCGUUUGCUGUUGACCUGACCAUGGAACUCUACCAGCACCAGGAAUCUAAGGAGUGGUUUGUGCGGCUCUCUUACCAUGGGGAGGAGCAGGUGCCAAAAGGAUGCCCUGAAGGGCUCUGCCCACUGGACAAGUUCUUGAAUGCCAUGUCAGCUUACGCCUUAAGUCCAGAAAAAUACCACAGACUUUGCUCCCAGGCACAGGCGAUAGAGCUUGGGGGUACAGAGUGACUGAUUUAUAUAAAUAAGGUUUGUUGAUUUUUAAAAUAAAAUGACAGUUCACAAUGCCUUGGACUGUGUAUGUUUGGUGGGGGAGGCAAGAAUUAAUGUAUAGGAUAAAGGUAUUUCCUCCCUGUAGGAGGUCUCUUCCUGAAAAGAAAAGAGGUGAAAUGUUGAGACCAAAGGGAUAUUUCUCUGUUUUACGGCUGAUUUUCAUCAUCAGAAGUAUUGACAUGUGACACAGGGCUAGGGACAUCAUGACCCUGUAGAAUUGUGUUGUUUUUGGACUUCAGUUCUUUUCUCCUAUCUUCAUUUCACAGACAUCUAUGGAGCACCUACUAAGUUCCAGUUUUAGUUGCCAUGGAGUUGAUUCUGACUCAUGGUGACCCCGUGUGUGUCAGAGUAUAACUGUGCUCCAUAGGGUUUUCAAUGGCUGAUUUUUAGGAAGUAGAUCCGAGUGCCUCAAACCUCCAACCUUUCGGCAGCAGCCGAGUUUGUUAACAGUUUGCAGUACCCGGGAACUCCAACCUAAUAAGCAGUGAUCAUUAUAAAGAUGAAAAGGUUCUGCCCUCAAGUUGUUUCAGUCCAGUGGGAGAGGCAGAUAGUAAAUCGGUGAUUACAAAUGCAGUAUGUGUCAUGCUGUGAUCAAGUUAUGGGAGGGGCUAUUUGGGUGCAAAGAAGAAACCCUCAGCUCUGGGAUGGGGGGAUACAGGUGGCUGGGUAGUGCAGUUGAGGAAGGCUUCUGGGGAGAUUCUGGCCUGAGCCCAGUAGGGAAAGGUGAGUAGGAAUUAGCCAGGUAAGCAUGAAGGGAAGGGUAUGCCAUGUGGGUAAAAGAUAGGCUUGAAGGGCAGGGGACAUUGCUGGGUAGCAAGAUGGGGCCCUGAUGUGGAGGCCCAACAGGAGGAAGCAGAAAGGCUGCUGGGCCACCGGGGGGCUGUGGCUCCAGCAGCAACCUUUGAGGGCUCUGCAGUGGUGGGGUGAAUUGCUGUCAACAUAAGGGCUCUAGAUUUAACUAGGCCCCCAAGGCUGCCUGAUGAUCCCCCUACUUCCUUGUUGACCUUCUCAUUCUUUCCUGGAAUCUGUUUCAAGCACUCUUCAAUCUCAAAGCACCAGUCUCUUCACCUCUCAGAGAAGAUAGCAGUCAGGAAAGCCUCUCCACUUCCUGCUGCCCCAAGCGUACCCACAUCAGAGGAAGAUGUCUGUCCUGUCUGAAUCUGCAUCCUAGCCCCUUUGCCUACUGCCCCUUUGCUCACCUUUGUUUGUUAUCCCUCUACUGACUCCUUCCUAUCAGCUUUAAACCCGUUCAGGAUCUUCCCCUCCUUCAAAAACAUCAAACAUACCGAAAACCUUAACCACCAUGUUCCCUUCCAGCUUCCACCUUCUCCCCUUUGUAGCCAAGCUUCUUCAGAGUGGUCUACAUUCCCUUACUUCCCACUCACUUCGUCUCUAUGUUCUGUUCCCCCUGUUCUCAUACUCCCCAACACUGAACCAGCCAAGGUUGUCACCAGCCAUCUCAUUGCUAAAUCCAGUGGGACUCUUCAGUCCUUAUCCCCCUUUCUGCAACACUGGACACUCCUGACCACUCUUCCUCGACAUGUUCUUCCUUUACCUUGUGUCACCUCACACUCCAGUUUCCUCUUACCUCUCUGACCACACACAUUUUGCCCUCUUUUACUGUCCCUCUGUGUGUUUUCCCUGGGCAUUCUCAUCAGCUCCUAAGGCUUCAGCCACCAUCUUUAUGUUGACACCUCCCAGAUCUAUUUCUCUAGUUCAGGUUUCCCUUCUGAGCUUCAGACACUUAGGCCCACUUGGAUGCCCCAUGUCAAAACCAAAUCCUUCUUCCUUCCCAAGCCUGCUCCUCCCCUAGGCUUCCCUAUCUGAAUGAAAGACACCACCAUUCACCCAGUUGCUAAACCAGAAAUCUGUUCUUUGUCUCCUUCUUCUUGCUUAUCCCUAUGUCUAAUCAGUUAAGUUCUAUCAAUAUCACCUGUUUAUUUCAUGACUCUAUUCACAUCUCUCUAUCCUCAAAUCUCCAAUAUCCCCUCCCACCCUCACUCUCUGCUGAUUGCUGUAUUUCUUAUUUUGCUAAGAAAGUAAAAGCAAUCAGAAGAGAACUUCAUACCCUCUCCACCCCAUCACCAUCACCAAAUCUGCUGACCCAAUUGCUUUGAUACCCAUGUGGCCUGCCUUUUGUCCUGUUACUAAGGAUGAACUGCGCCUAUUCCUAUCCAACCCUCCAGCUUUACAUUGAUUCCUACAAUUAACUUUUUUCUGCAUUGUCUGUUUUCUUUUCCAGUUAUUCCCAUUAGCAUACAAAUAUGUUGUAAAAUUUCCCAUCUUAAAAAUUUUUUUUCCCUACACCUUUGAGCUACUACGCCCUUUUUCUUCUCCACUUUACAGAAAAACUCGAGAGUUGUAUACUUGCCAUCUCUAAUUCCUCCCUUCCCAUUCUUUGAAGCCAACUGUGAUUAGGUAUUUACCCCCACCACUCCCUGGAAGGGGCCCUGGUGGCACAGUGGUAAGCGUUUGGCUAACUAAAAGGUCAGCAGUUCGAAUCCA